This is a messenger RNA of Pararge aegeria (speckled wood butterfly), 635 nucleotides long. Its product is annotated as chorion class B protein M2807-like. The record is from RefSeq and is a predicted model, not a curated record. Gene Ontology annotation, biological process: multicellular organism development; chorion-containing eggshell formation. The coding region runs from base 53 to 559 and encodes 168 amino acids. Gene Ontology annotation, cellular component: egg chorion. Lineage: Eukaryota; Metazoa; Arthropoda; Insecta; Lepidoptera; Nymphalidae. Gene Ontology annotation, molecular function: structural constituent of egg chorion. The transcript is spliced from 2 exons.
UCAUCAAAUUUUAUCGAGUUCAUAUUAUUUUGUUUUAUAAAUAUAAUUCAAAAUGGUUUCAGCGACAUUUGCGAUCUGUGUAUCAGCAUUAUUCUUGCAGACAAUAUCAGCCCAAUUCAGACGACCAUUUGGCGUUCAACCUAUAGCGAACCCGAUCCCAGAAGCUUUGCCAAACAAUCUCGCAUACACAAUGCCAUACGGCCCAAUAGCAGAGCCAAUGCUUCAAGCCAUACCGGAAAACUCUGCGACUUUCAACGGUGGAGGCUUCAAAGUCACUAGUUAUUCUUCAGUUGGCCCAACUGGCUUAAACGUUCAAUCAGAUAACUUGGCUGUUGAAGGGCCUUUGGCUGUAACUGGAAAGCUGCCUUUCUUAGGAGUAGUUACAGUGGAAGGUCCCUUACCCGCGGUUGGCCAAGGUUCCGUGGCAUAUGAGUGUGGCAACGGUAAUGUUGGAAUCGUUUCCGAGGGUGCUGUUGGCGAUGGGCUUGGCGUAUCCGCUGGCCUGACUGGCCUUGGCUAUAACGGCAUUAGUAAUGGAAUGCCCGUUGGACGUUAUUAGCUUUAAAGUUGUUUUAUAAGUUGUUGUUAAUGUUAUAAGUUUUUUAAAUUAUAUCAAUAAAGAAUGUGAUCCAUAA